AUGCUGCUCGCUCUCGUCUCGGCGCUUUUCCACCGGGCGCUGGGGCCGCCUGGCCACGCCCCUUCCGCCGUUUCCGCCCGGUCUUUCGUCGUCGCUCGCGCGGCAUUCGCCCUGCUCACCGCGUGCGUCGCUCUCGCCCAGAGCUCGGCGCCUCCCGCGCUGCGCCCGCCGCCCGCCCCGUCCCCCGCGGAGGCGGCCGCGACGCAGGCGACCCUGGUGGCGGAGCGCUGCCUCUUGCGCGGAGGCCGCGUGCGGCUCGUGGCAGCGGCCGCCGCCGCUCUGCUCGCGCCCCUGCACCGCCGCGCGCUCCGGGCGCUGGUCGCACGCCGCGGGGAGGCCGCUGGUUCGAGGCCCCUCGCCGACGCGGCGGUGCUGCUGGCGGGCGGGCACUGCGGUCGCGCGGCGCCACCUCUCCACGCAGGCUGGCAUCCCCGGUCCCCAGCGGUGCUGGCCUACCUCGGGUCGGUCGGCGACGCCGAAAGCGAGCUGAGAAGGAUGUAUUCGGAACACCGGGCUAUAAACAUGGCGGCGGUAACUGGCUCGAAGGUCGUGUCGUGCAAUCCGUACUCCAAGAUGUGUACGGUGAGCCAUAUCAACGAUUCCGAUGUGUGCGAGAAGGCUUUCCCGGACAAAACGAAGAAUUUGCAUGGGGCGGAGGUCGUUGUUUCCUUGUUUGAGGAAGUGCCGCACUGUUUACCUUCCCGCAAAUUCCCGGGCCAGUUUAGGGGAGCCGACCCGUCCAUGGUGAAUACAUUCAUGGAGCAUAUCAAUGCUGUUCCCAAAAUUAUUAUUGCUCAAGGCAACUACGGGCAGCGCCUGCCCAACGGCACGUUCACGGGGUCGAGCGGGGACGUGGCGCACGGGCGUGCAGAGCUGGCGUGCAACUCGCGCAACCUCAAAAUGGACCGCCUCCACGUGCUCGAGUUCCUGUACCCGCACCACCAGAGCGACAUGUUCAUCUUCGUGCCCAACUCUCUGCCACUGCCGGCCUACACCACCAUCCUGGUGACGCUGGAGCCGCUGACGUGGGCGGCGGUGGGCGGGACGCUGCCGCUGGCCGCCCUCGUCUGGCACGUGCUGCGGCGCGCGCGCCCCGGCGGCGCGGCGGGGCCCGGCGGCGGCGGCGGCAGCCGCGCGGCGCGGCGCUCCGCCCUGCACACCCUCCUCGACAGCCUCAAG
Molecule: messenger RNA, 1179 nt
Organism: Gryllus bimaculatus (two-spotted cricket)
Lineage: Eukaryota; Metazoa; Arthropoda; Insecta; Orthoptera; Gryllidae
Source: the annotation of a GenBank genome assembly